AGGAGUAAACAUGGCUGCGGCGUUGGCGGCGGAACCGCGAGCGCUUCCAGUCCUGACCGUGUUCAUUCAGCACUAACGGGCAGGAGGAUGAGGAACCGCAGUGGUGUCGCGAUGGGAAGAAGAGAAGAAUAAGCAGGAGAUGAGGAGCUUUUUCUGAAAUUUUGUCGUUUUUUUCCUUUUUAAACUGGAAACUAAAGUUUGUUGUGUGGGAGAAGUUUUGACAGGAGCUUUGGAUUUGCUGUGAGAGAGAGAACUUUAGCGUAGCUAACAGACUUCCAGCUAGCAUGAGGUCUAAUCUAAUGCAGUAGAUUAGAAUAGAUCACACACAUUCGACCUUUAGGAUUCAUUUCAGGGAGAAAAACUUUUACUCGGAGGAAUACUGAGCAUCUACUGGGAGAUUAGACUGGGACAGUGUAAUAGUAGAUUAAACUGGGACAGUGUACUGGGAGAUUAGACUGGGACCGUGCACUGAGAGAUUGGACUGGGACCGUGCACUGAGAGAUUGGACUGGGACAGUGUACUGGGAGAUUAAACUGGGACAGUGUACUGGGAGAUUAGACUGGGACCAUGCACUGAGAGAUUGGACUGGGAUAGUGUACUGGGAGAUUGGACUGGGACAGUGUACUAGGAGAUUGGACUGGGACUGUGCACUGGGAGAUUGGACUGGGAAACCCUUCAUGUCACCUAUGUGUAUGUAGAUAAAUAAAUAAAUAUCCUUCAUCACUUCUUCAUCCUGGGAAGAUGGAUUUGGUGUAAUCUUGCAUCAUCAUCAUCAUCAUUCCAAAUUCUGGAUAAGUAGAAUAUACAAUGGUGCUGAUCCAAACCCAUUCCCAAAGUUUGUCCUGCUAGAAGAUCUCCAAUCAUCUGCUGUGGUUUGGAUAUCGAACCGCUUUCUGGGUUGGAAACAUGUUCUCUCCGAAACCUCCGAAGCCGACGUUUACGUCUUAUCUUUCCCCACUUCAGACCGACACCAAGAAAUAUCUCCCGGUGUCCACCAAGAAGCUGGAGGCCAGACUCCUGCCAGGGGAGAUCGUCGUAAACGAGGCGAAUUUCGUGCGGAAGUGUAUCGGGGCCGACAGCAGUCAAGAUGACCUGUGGGGAAAGCUCAUCUGCACCAACUUCAAGGUGUCCUUCAUUACCCACGAUGCCUUGCCUCAACAGAGGUUCCAGUGUGUCCACCGCCUCCUGGGAGAACAUGAUGUCCCCCUGACAUGUGUGGAGCAGGUUGUAACUGUGAACGAUGCAAAGGGUAAGCAGAAGGUUCUGGGCUCCAACAAGAAGCUGAAGUUUAAUCCCACCGAGUUAAUCCUGUACUGCAAGGAUUUCCGGAUCGUCCGCUUCCGCUUCGAUGAGGCUGGACCUGAGAGUGCCAAGAAGGUUUGCCUCGCUAUUGCACAUUACUCUCACCCAGCCGACAGCCAACUACUGUUCGGGUUUGAGUACGUUGGUACACGCUUCCACGGUUCAUCAGUUGAGAAGGUGAAUGGAGUGGAGUCGGGGAAGAGUGUACAGACGGCCAUGUUUGACUGCUCUUCUGACUGGGACAGAGAGAUCAAACGCACCGGCGGCACAGAAUGGAGAGUGUGUGCCAUUAACGAGGAGUUUCUCAUCUCACCCAGUCUCCCAGAGUUCUUUGUGGUUCCGUCUUCGUUGGCGGAUCAGGACCUGAAGCAGUACGCGUGCUACUUUAAAGCUCAGCGUCUCCCGCUAUGGUGCUGGAAUCACCCUAACGGAAGUGCUCUGGUUCGUAUGUCCCACAUCACCGAGCCCCAGCAGCAGAGGAAGCUGGAUCAAAGGAUUUGCAGCGCGAUAAUCAAAAGCCACCCGAUGCGCAGCACCGUCCUGAAGACAGAUUUGGACGAGAGCCUGCCGAGCAUCCAGGAGCUCCAGGGUGCGUUAGUGAAGCUGCGGCAGGUCUGCGUGAUCGAGCCCUUCGAGGAGUCUGAGGAAAAGUGGCUGUCGUCCAUGGAAAGUUCACGGUGGAUGGAACACGUGAGGGCAUUUCUGAAGCACGCAGUGGAGGUCGUCUACAUGCUGGAGGGGAAACAGUCCUCCGUCAUUCUGGAAGAAGUAGAAGACCGGGACUUGAGCUGCGUCAUCGCGUCUCUGGUGCAGGUGAUGUGCGACCCUCAUUGCCGGAGUCUGGCCGGGUUUCAGGGCCUGGUACAGAAGGAGUGGGUGAUGGCUGGACAUCGCUUCCUGGACCGCUGCAAUCAUUUAAAGAAAAACGACAAGGAGGAGUCGCCACUGUUUCUGCUGUUCCUCAACUGCGUCUGGCAGAUAAUGGAGCAGUACCCAUCAGCCUUCGAGUUCACUGAGAUGUACCUCACGGUGCUGAGCGACAGCAUGUGGGUUCCUGUCUUCAGCACUUUCCUUUUCAACUGCCCCAGACAAAGAGCAGAGCACAGCAGGGACUUUGCCCUGAGUAAGAGCAUAUCCCUGGGCCAGGACAAAGUUCUGCAGUUCCCCCCUGUGUGGGACUGGUCACAGCAAUUCAGCCUGAAAGAUCAGGCGCUCUUUAACAAUCCUCUGUACGUGGGCAAGAGCGCCCCCUGUGUGCACAACGGCACGGUGCGGACCUUCACACACCGACGGAGCAAGAGAAACUACAGUUCCACGCUGCGAGGUCUUCCCUCAGACCUGAAGAACGGUGGUCUGGCUGCACUCGAUACCUUGCCGAGGCGUAAUUCCCUGAUGCCGCGACUCCGUACGGACGUCUCUCAGGCGAACGAGAAGCAGCAGAGCCCUGCUGAACACUUCCUGCAGGACUGGCUUUCUCGCCCCGCCGACCUGCAGGGUCUUCUGCUGCCCCAACUCCUGCCUUCCCACCUGCCCCUGUGGAAGCUCUACUUCCUGCGCUGGGUGCCCGAGGCUCGCAUUCCCAACGGCGGCCCCAUCACCACCUUCCACAAGUUCUCCGUGCUGGUGGACGAGAUCGAAAUCCUGCAGAACCAGCUGAGGCAGUACACUGGAGGGACGACUCCGGCACGCAGCCUCCAAGACGAACCCAGCAGAAUGUACUUCAGGGCAGGAUCGUCUCCGAGCGAGUCUCCAGCUCCUAAUCCUGACUUCCUCAGCUCUUCGUUCCCCUUCUCCCCCAUGGGCAACAUGUGUCGCCGUAGCCUCCUGGGUACUCCCCUUAGCAAAUUCCUUAACGGAGCCAGAAUUUGGCUGUCCACCGAGACGCUGGCCAACGAGAACCUCUGAAGAGGUCUCCUGUGGCGCAGCAGGCGCGUUUGGAAGUCUCUAGAAUGUUCUUCUUUAUUCACACUGGUUAUUUCGCAGCGCUCCAGCCAACAUCGCGAUGUUAAGAUGCGUGAACUGAUACCACCAUCUGCCCAGAGCUUUAUGUUUUAUAGGAGCAGGAGAUGUUCUGUUUCUUCUCCACUGCUUUGUGGGAAUAUGGUGUAGAAUCCGGCACAUGCCGAUCGUCCACGAUUUAUUUGCCAGUUUUUAAGUGUCUUAGGUUUUGUUUUUGUGUUUUUCGGAAUGAAUGCGCACAUCCUUCUACACAGGUUCCCUCUUUACUAAACUGCCAGUACUGAUUGUGUUUUGAUGUUUUUCUCCUUCGCUUGUUUGGGAGUGUAAAGUAAAAGCUGUGGUAGAGAAAUCUGAUCAAACUUUAUUUUAGUAUGUAGUUCUAUACAGUUUGGAAGAGAUCUUCUGGAAAGGUCUGACUGUCUAGCUAGAUUUUUACACACACACACACACACACACACACACACACACACACACACUAUAUGAACAAAAGUAUUUGGACACCUGCUUUUCCCAGCCAUAUGUGGUAGUCAUUCAAACUGUUCCCUCAAAGAUGGAGAGACACUUGUCUUUGGAGAGCAUUACAUUUUCCCUUCACUUGAAUUCGGAGAUGUUCCACCAUGACAAGGCACAAAGCCAGCUCCAUGAACAUAUACAUUCCAUAGAUUGGAAGAUCUCCUGUGAUAGAUCCACAUUAUUGAACAAUGAAUUAUGACACUGACUGGCACCCAUCAGCACCUGAGUUGACCAACACGUCAGAAGGAACAUCUACCCAGAAGAGUGGAACUUUAUAAUAAGAGCAAAUAGAAGACAAUGUGGAAUAGGAGGUUUAGAAAGAAGCACAUACCAAUCUUAUGGUCAGGUGUCCACAAACCUGUGUUCAUACGGUGUAUCUCACACACACACACACACACACACACACACACACACACACACACGGGCUGGUCCUCGUCUGUUACACAAUCGCUUGAAGCGGUUCUGCAGUCGAGCGCAUCGUAUAGCGACAGGCACAUAAUGAGUCGAGUUUGUGAAGGAACUUCAGAGGUUUUAUUCUUGGAAGAAAAAACAAACAGCACUUGUUACCUCUUUUUGGUUUGUUUUCUUCUAAAAGCUUUUCUUUGACAUGGGUUUCAGGGUUUGGGACGUGGCGUCGGACGAUGUGUCCAUAAUAAACUGUUCUGAUAGGA
This is a messenger RNA of Silurus meridionalis, 4445 nucleotides long. RefSeq names its product myotubularin related protein 10 (gene mtmr10). The record is from RefSeq and is a predicted model, not a curated record. The transcript is spliced from 16 exons. NCBI's taxonomy places the organism in Eukaryota, Metazoa, Chordata, Actinopteri, Siluriformes, Siluridae. Bases 907 to 3207 code for a protein of 766 amino acids.